AUGUCUCCGGCGAACAACAUCAAAGCUACGGCCGUCAUCCUGGGCGGAACUGGCGAUCUAGGGGCGCACGUUACCAAAAUCUUCCUCUCGGAGUACCGUGACCACUUCCCCACCGUCCGGAUCACGACGCGCGACCCCGCCUCGACGAAGGCAAAGGAGCUCGCUGCCAUGGGCGCCGAGGUCCACGCGAUCACCGAGCCCAUGGACGACGUGGUCGCGGGUGCGACCGUCAUCGUCAACGUGCUCCCGACCGCCGCCUGCCUCGAGAUCAACAAAGCCCUCGUCACCGCGAUGGUCAAGCACGGCGUGCCGGUCUACUUCCCGAGCGACUUCGCGUCGGACUACACCCUCGGCGGCUUCGAAGGCUUCAUGCACACCGAGUGGAUCAACAAGACUGCCCUCGCGCGCGAGACCGCCGCGCUCUCCGCCGGCGCCGCCACCCCGCUCAAGGCCGUCACCGUCUUCAACGGCGCCUUCCUCUCCUGGCUCCUCGACCCCUACCGCUCCCUCUGCGCCAACGUGCACGCGAACACGUUCACCGCGCUCGGCGACCCCCACACGCGCUUCGCGGCGACCGCGCUCCCGGACAUCGCGCGCGCCGUCGCGCGCCUCGCGCUCCUCGCGCUCGACCCCGCGACGCGCGACGACGUCCCCGCGGUCGUGCACGUGUACGGGGACAACGUGAGCGUGGCGGAGAUCCGCGACGCCGUCGCGCGCGUCAAGGGCGUCGAGAAGGGUCCGAUCGAGGUGGGCGACGUCGCGGCGGUCAAGCAGCGCCUGCGCGAGAACCAGCCGCCGACGCUGAUGGACAUCGUCGACUAUGCGCGGGUGCUGGUCGGCCAGGGCAACAUCGACUACUCGGAGAACAACCAGAACGAGCUCGUGAACCCAGGACAGAGCCUGUGGAAGUGGCGCACGGUCGAAGAGGAGCUUCGCAGUAUUCUGUAA
Molecule: messenger RNA, 948 nt
Organism: Epithele typhae
Lineage: Eukaryota; Fungi; Basidiomycota; Agaricomycetes; Polyporales; Epitheliaceae
Exons: 4
Coding region: 1-948 (315 amino acids)
Source: RefSeq, a predicted model, not a curated record